Molecule: messenger RNA, 1485 nt
Organism: Penicillium waksmanii
Lineage: Eukaryota; Fungi; Ascomycota; Eurotiomycetes; Eurotiales; Aspergillaceae
Product: UDP-N-acetylmuramate--L-alanine ligase
Exons: 1
Coding region: 1-1485 (494 amino acids)
Biological process (GO): biosynthetic process
Molecular function (GO): UDP-N-acetylmuramate-L-alanine ligase activity; ATP binding
Source: RefSeq, a predicted model, not a curated record
AUGAAAUUCUUAAGCCUCAAAGAUAGGCUACUAGAUGAGCGGACGCCUUCGAUGCUCGGCUUCCCUCCUUCCAUUGGCCUUAUCCACUUUGUCUGCAUCGGUGGGCAUGGAAUGUCAGGAAUAGCUUUGAUUCUCCACCAGCUGGGAUACCAAGUGCAAGGUAGCGAUAUUAAAGAAAGUGAUAACACACGAAGACUCCGGGCCGCUGGUCUGACUGUGUUUAUUGGCCAUGACACCGCCUAUGUGCGCUCUGCUAAACUGGUGGUUUCGUCAGGACAAGCCUUGGCGAUUAAAUGGCGAACCAAAGAAAAUAUUGAGGUCGAAGCCGCCAGAGCAAAUGGAAUCCCAGUCAUACACCGAGCUAAGAUGCUGGGUGAGAUUAUGCGGAAUAAGAAGGCAAUUGCCGUCGGGGGCAGCCACGGCAAAAGCACCACCACGAGCAUGCUGGCGGCAAUUAUGCGGGCUGCUGAUUUGGAUCCCACGGUUAUAACUGGCGCAACUAUGAGUCUGUACGACAGCAACGCCUACCUUGGAACAGGAGAGUGGAUGAUAGUUGAAGCGGACGAAAGUGAUGGGUCUUUCCUGGACUUGCCUCAUCUGGUGACGGUUGUGACGAACAUUGACAGUGACCAUAUCAACUUUUGGAAGGAAGAAAGGCACACCCGAGAGGCGUUCUCCAAAUUUAUUCAUAAUGUGCCCUUCUUUGGACUCGGAGUUCUUUGUAUCGACGACUCAGGCGUCAAACAAAUCAUGCCUUCGGUGCAGGAUCAAAAUAUCGUGACGUACGGGCUAUCCGAAGAGGCAGAUGUCCGUGCAGAGGAUCCCAUAUACUCACCCGAUAGCUGCUCUUUCGUUAUCUCCGUUCGUGACCGACAAAGCGAGUGCCGUACGACAAUCGGUCGCAUUACUUUGAAUGCCCUUGGAGUGGCGAAUGUUCAGAAUGCACUCGCAGCGCUUGCAAUUGGCAUCGAGAUUGGUAUCGAAGUACCGAUAUUAAGUCAAGCACUGAGUACGUUUCCCGGUCUGCAGCAGCGGUUCGAGCAUAUCGGAGUUAUCAAUGGAAUCACCAUCAUCAAUGACCAUGCUUCUCAUACUGCCGAAAUACGAGCAACAUUGAAUAUGGCAAAGCAAGCCGGGGCCAAGAGGAUUAUUGCCGUUCAUCAGUCGUGCAGCCGGGCUUCUAUGGCAGAAGAUUGGGUCGCUGAUGGAUACGCCAGUGCCUUUGAGGGAACAGCACAUAUCAUAGUCGGUCGAGCCGAAGGGGUGGAGGAGAUCCAGGCUGCACAGGGCCAGGAUACCCUAGUUCAGUCGCUUCGCAACUUUGGGCACUCAGAAGUGACUUCGAUGGAUGACUCAACCCAGUUGCCUAACCUAGUGUCUCGUGUCGCAGAGGACGGUGAUUUUGUGGUUUGCAUGGGCUAUUUGGGGUCAGAUGGGUGGUCAAGAAGCUUGAUAGGUGAAUUGAGAAAGCUGAAAUCUGCCUGA